Musa acuminata AAA Group (dessert banana) is the source of this 498-nucleotide messenger RNA. Its product is annotated as SKP1-like protein 1A. NCBI's taxonomy places the organism in Eukaryota, Viridiplantae, Streptophyta, Magnoliopsida, Zingiberales, Musaceae. The coding region runs from base 1 to 498 and encodes 165 amino acids. Gene Ontology annotation, cellular component: nucleus; cytoplasm. Gene Ontology annotation, biological process: SCF-dependent proteasomal ubiquitin-dependent protein catabolic process. The transcript is spliced from 2 exons. The record is from RefSeq and is a predicted model, not a curated record. Gene Ontology annotation, molecular function: cullin family protein binding.
AUGGCUUCCGGUGACAACGGGAGGAAAAUAGUGAAGCUGCAGGGCUCCGACGGCAUUCUGUUCAAGGUGGAUGAAGGCGUGGCCCGGCAGUACUCGCAGUCGAUCGGAAACCUCAUCGAGGACGACUGCGCCACCGGCGUCAUCCCCAUCUACAAUGUCACCGGCCGCAUCCUCCGCAUGCUCCUCGAGUACAUGGAAAAUCACGCGAACGCCACGAACAACGGCGUCUUCGGUGGUCCUGACCCCGUCCUCGCCCAAAGGCUCAAGAAGCGGGACGCCGAGUUCAUCAACGUGGACAACGACACCCUCUUCGACCUCCUCGAGGCAGCGGAUUAUUUCAACGUAAGCAGUAUGUUGGAGCUGACCGUCAAAACCAUUGCUGGUAAGAUGAAAGGCAAAACGCCUGAAGAGAUCCGCGACACCUUCGACAUUGUUUGUGACUACACACCGGAGGAAGAGCAGGAGGUGCGACGGCAGCACUUCUGGGCGUUUCACUGA